This is a messenger RNA of Symbiodinium natans, 171 nucleotides long. The record is from the annotation of a GenBank genome assembly. NCBI's taxonomy places the organism in Eukaryota, Dinophyceae, Suessiales, Symbiodiniaceae.
AUGGCGGAUGACUACGAGCGGUUUCUGUCUUAUGACUGGUCCGAUGAGCGCUGGCGGGCCUAUUUGAAUGGCUUGCACCCGCCACCUUCUCAGGAGCAAAUCGUGAAGUACAAGAAGAAGUGGUACAAGAAGCGCCUCGAGGGCAAGUGUAGGCAGUGGCGACCGACAUGA